Molecule: messenger RNA, 687 nt
Organism: Tilletiaria anomala UBC 951
Lineage: Eukaryota; Fungi; Basidiomycota; Exobasidiomycetes; Georgefischeriales; Tilletiariaceae
Exons: 2
Coding region: 1-687 (228 amino acids)
Biological process (GO): mitochondrial electron transport, NADH to ubiquinone
Source: RefSeq, a predicted model, not a curated record
AUGCUGCAGCCGUCUCCCUCAAUCCUCUUCAUACUAGCACACCGCUUGCAGCAACGAUUGGCUUGCAAGACCAUCCUCGUUCGCACGCCUGGCUCGCCGUCAACACUCCUUGCUCUCUUCCGGAAGGUGCAAGCAGGUGCAGGCGCACUCGACACCUCCUCCGCCAAUCCGCUCGCUACCCACUGCCGUGAUCUGCGUGCUGCGAUUUUGCGUGCCACCAUGUCGUCUGCAACACGACUUCCCACGGCCUUCAGCACCGCCCAUCGACAGUACGUCAUGAGCCUCUACCGCCGAUACCUGCGCACCUCACUUGACUGGUGCAUCAGGCGGGAUGUUUGGAGGAACAGGGCAAUCGAGAUCCGCGCUGAAUUUGAGCGUAACCGGAAUAUCAGGAACCCGAGGGAGUUGGCGAGGGUACUACAAGAGGCCGAGGAGAACCUCAAGCGUAUCAGUCACCCUGACCCAUACAGACCGGCCAUGUUCGAAGAUGGCACCAAGUGGUGCGUCUCUCUUCAGUUGGCGAAAUGGCUUUCCGAAGUAUUGAUCUUUCUGACGCUCUAUACGCUUCCACUUAUUGGAUCUUUGUCGCUGCGAUCGAUAAUGCUUCUAGGGAGAGGAACCUGCCAGUGCGUUCACACGCUCACCUUUCGCUGCCUGAUAAAGCUUCGAGUUGUGCGUCGAUGCUAA